Psammomys obesus (fat sand rat) is the source of this 933-nucleotide messenger RNA. RefSeq names its product olfactory receptor 5L2-like. Lineage: Eukaryota; Metazoa; Chordata; Mammalia; Rodentia; Muridae. Gene Ontology annotation, molecular function: olfactory receptor activity; odorant binding; G protein-coupled receptor activity. The record is from RefSeq and is a predicted model, not a curated record. Gene Ontology annotation, cellular component: membrane. Gene Ontology annotation, biological process: G protein-coupled receptor signaling pathway; sensory perception of smell.
AUGGGUGAGAAAAACUGCACCUCUGUGGCAGAGUUCAUUCUUCUUGGCUUUUCUGAUGUCCCUGACCUGGCAUUCUUUCUCUUCCCAGUAUUUUUUCUUAUUUAUGGAGCGACUGUCAUAGCAAACCUGGGCAUGACUGUGUUGAUUCAGAUUAGCUCUCAACUUGACACUCCUAUGUACUUUUUCCUCAGCCACCUGGCCUUUGUGGAUUUCUGCUACUCCUCCAUCAUUGUGCCCAAGGUGUUCACUGAUAUCAUGAAGAAGGAAAACAUUAUUUCUUACCUGGGAUGCAUGGUACAAUUUUAUUUAUCUUGUGCUUUUGCUAUCACCGAGGUCUUCCUAUUGGCUGUGAUGGCCUAUGACCACUUUGUGGCCAUUUGUAACCCACUACUGUACAUGACCAUCAUGUCUCCAAAGCUCCGUAGAGCACUGGUGUCUUGUUGCUACCUCUACGCAUCAGUGUGUUCUCUGACUCACCUGUGCUUAGCCCUGGAGAUGCCAUCAUUUGAGUCAAAAGUGAUUAACCACUUCUUUUGUGACCUGCCUCCUCUCUUAAGUCUUGCUUGCUCUGAAGAGAAUGAGUUAUUCUUCUUCAUUGUUGUCAAUUUCAAUGAAAUUCUCACUAUUGUAAUCAUCUUCACAUCCUAUUUGUUUAUCCUCAUCACCAUCUUGAAGAUACAUUCUGCAGAGGGGAGAUGCAAAGCCUUUUCCACCUGUGCCUCUCAUCUUACAGUCAUCAUUGUCUUCCAUGGAACAAUCCUUUUUAUUUAUUGUCAGCCCAACUCUGGCGAUAGUGUGGAUGUUGAUAAAGUGACUACAGUUUUCUACACUGUGUUCAUUCCCAUGCUGAAUCCCCUGAUCUACAGUCUGAGGAAUAAGGAUGUGAAAGAGGCUCUCAGAAAAGUGUUAGGCUCUCAAAAUAUUCUUUACUAA